UUUGUGUAAAGGGAAUUAAUUCUUCCUUUUUGUAAUUGGCGCACAUGUGGCGAUGUCGGAGGCCGGGGAAAAACUGAGUAAAAGGGCAAGAAAAUAAAAGACCCUAGAGAUUUAUAAGUCAUAUAGGCAUGUUCAGAAAUGAAUAGUCUUAAAAAGAUUUCAUUUUGUGUCCUCCGGACCUUGAGGGCCUCAGAGAGGGGGUACACACUCCGCCCCACAGACUGGAGAACUCUGUUACCCAGCGGUUCUGUCAUGUCUACAAACUAUUUUCAUACUUCUAUAGGCUUGCAUCUCUCAAGUGAGCAAAAGAGGCGGCUGAAGGCUGAGAAGAAAGCCAAGGAGAAGGCAGAAAAGAUUGCCAGCCAGCCCCCACCCCCAACCAAAACUGAUGCUGGCACUGCCAAGACCAAACCUGAGGAGGAGGAGGAAAUAGGGGACCUGGAAUACUAUGCACUGAGAUCUAAGGCUGUAGCAGACCUAAAAGCCAAGGGAAAUAACCCAUACCCACACAAAUACCAGGUGGACAUAUCCCUCACAGAGUUCAUAGACAAAUACAAUGGAUGUGCAGCCGGAGACAUAAUGGAGGGCGAGAGCGUCAGUGUAGCGGGCAGAAUCCAUGCCAAAAGAGAAUCUGGUCCCAAGCUCUUGUUUUAUGACUUACGUGGCGAGGGAGUCAAAAUACAGAUCAUGGCAAAUGCCAAACAUUAUUCAUCAGAAGAGGCAUUUAUAGAGGCGAACGACAAAGUAAAGAGGGGCGACAUAGUGGGAGUACGCGGAAAACCAGGCAAAACAAAGAAAGGGGAACUGAGCAUCAUCCCAACAGAGAUCGUUCUUCUUUCACCCUGCCUGCAUCAGCUUCCUCACCUCUACUACGGGGUCAAGGACAAGGAGACUAGAUUUCGUCAGAGAUAUUUAGACCUAAUCAUUAAUGAACCCGUGAGACAAAAAUUCAUUACAAGGGCCAAAAUUAUCAACUAUAUCAGAAAAUACUUUGACGAGAUGGGGUUUUUGGAGGUGGAGACUCCUCUGAUGAACAUGAUCCCAGGAGGGGCCACAGCUAAACCCUUCAUCACCCACCACAAUGAACUCAACAUGGACCUGUAUAUGAGAGUGGCCCCAGAACUGUAUCUCAAAAUGUUGGUAGUUGGUGGUAUUGAUAGAGUAUAUGAGAUUGGACGGCAAUUCCGGAAUGAGGGGAUAGAUUUGACCCACAACCCAGAGUUCACAACGUGUGAAUUUUACAUGGCCUACGCAGAUUACGAUGACCUGAUGACAAUCACGGAAUCUCUUAUUGCAGGUAUGGUUAAACAUAUCACUGGAGGCUACAAGGUGACGUACCAUCCUGAGGGUGCCGAGGGGCCGGCAUGGGAGGUGGACUACACCCCACCCUUCAAACGCAUCAGCAUGCUGAAGGGCCUGGAGGAGAGGCUAGGGGUCACAUUCCCUGACACCGAGAAGUUUGAAUCUGAAGGCACUCGUAAAUUUUUGGAUGAUUUAUGUGUUAAGCAUCAGGUUGAAUGUCCUGCCCCACGGACAGUGGCUCGACUUCUGGACAAGUUAGUGGGUGAAUUCAUUGAGGCAGAGUGUAUAAAUCCUGCGUACAUCAUUGAUCAUCCGCAAGUCAUGAGUCCUCUGGCCAAAUGGCACAGAUCUAUACCAGGACUGACGGAACGAUUCGAACUCUUUGUCUGUAAGAAGGAAAUCUGUAAUGCUUACACGGAGUUGAACGAUCCAGUCGUUCAGAGGGAACGGUUUGAACAACAAGCAAAGGACAAAGCAGCUGGAGAUGAUGAAGCUAUGUUUGUAGACGAUAACUUCUGUACGUCCCUGGAGUACGGCCUCCCUCCCACAGCAGGAUGGGGCAUGGGAAUCGACAGACUGACCAUGUUCCUCACAGACUCCAACAAUAUCAAGGAGGUUUUGCUGUUUCCUGCCAUGAAGCCAGACAUCACCAAAAAAUCCGGAGAGGACCAGGACAAACCCGCCCCCGGCCCCGCCAGCUGAAGAGCCUGUCCACAAAAACUUUUUAAAGCUAUUUAUUUGUGUCGUGCAUUGAAGAUGAAUGGAGUCCCUUCUGUUACAUGAAAUAAAACUGUUAGGAUUUUAAGGGCAA
Ostrea edulis (European flat oyster) is the source of this 2113-nucleotide messenger RNA. RefSeq names its product lysine--tRNA ligase-like. Gene Ontology annotation, biological process: lysyl-tRNA aminoacylation. NCBI's taxonomy places the organism in Eukaryota, Metazoa, Mollusca, Bivalvia, Ostreida, Ostreidae. Gene Ontology annotation, molecular function: ATP binding; tRNA binding; lysine-tRNA ligase activity. The transcript is spliced from 16 exons. The coding region runs from base 139 to 2004 and encodes 621 amino acids. The record is from RefSeq and is a predicted model, not a curated record. Gene Ontology annotation, cellular component: cytoplasm; aminoacyl-tRNA synthetase multienzyme complex; cytosol.